AUGAUCGAUUUCAGCCUCUCAGAAGAGCAACACCAACUCCGUGCAGGCGCGGCCGCAUUCGCGGAAGCCCACCUCAAGGAUGCCCGGGAAGCCUACUCCCAACACCCAACACAGGAAGCCCGGUUCCGCGCAACAAAGCCCAUCUACGCCGCCGCCGUCAAAGCCGGCCUGAUCAAGGGCCAAGUCCCCACCACGCUGGGCGGAGGCGCGCAGGGCCUCGUCGACGCCGCCAUCCUGGUCGAGGAGUUCUUCUCGGUCGAGCCGUCCGCCGCGCUCACCAUCCUCGGGACGGGGCUGGGGCUGACCCCAUUCAUCCUCGCGGCCAGCGACGAGCAGAGGGCUCGGCUGCUGCCAAAGUUCCUGAGCGGCGAGGGUGAGCCGCUGGCGAGCUUCGUGCACUCCGAGCCGGGCGGGACGGCCAACUGGCUCGAGAAAGGCGGCAAGGGGCUUGGCACGACGGCGAGGAAGGAGGGGGCCGAGUGGGUCAUCAAUGGCGAGAAGCUCUGGACCACCAACAGCGGUGGAUGGGAGGGCGAGGGCGCGGACCUCCAGUGCGUCGUCUGUCGUUGCUCAGAUGACGGCGGCGCUCCAGAUCCGGCCAAGGAUCCUGCGGAGGACAUCCUCAUCUUGCUUGUCACGCCCGAAGUAAUCGCCGCCAACGACCCGGGCGCAUACAAGGUGCUCAUUGAACAGGAGCUCGUCGGCUUCCCUUCUGCAUCAGGCCCGCACAGCCGCUUCACGAACCUCCGCGUCCCGGAUGCAAACCUGCUCUGCCCGCCGGGUGAAGGCGCCCAGGUAGUCGAGCAGACCUUCGGCUCGUCAGCGGCUCUCGUGGGUGCCAUGGGCGUGGGGCUCAUGCGAGCGACUUUUGAUGCCGCGCUACGGUUCGCCAAGGAGGACACGCGCGGAGGAAGUGCUCCGAUCCUGGAGAAGCAGAGCGUGGCAGACUUGUUGAUCGACAUCAAGAUUCGGGCCGAGACCAGCCGGCUUCUAACGUGGAAGGCCCUGCAUGCCAUCGAGAAUGGCCCUGGAGACUGGAAGGCCAGGCUCGAGCUGGCUCUCGAGGCCAAGAUCUACUCGUCCGAGGCUGCGGUGCAGAGUGUCGUGGACGCCAUGAAGGCUGUCGGGAUAACAUCGUAUGCCAAGACGCAGCCAUUCUCGAGGCUCCUCAAUGAUGCCAUGGUCUUACCUCUGUUUGAUGGUGGUAAUGUUGGCGUCAGAAGGCGGCAGAUUGAAAAGAUCUUCCAGAUGGCGGGAUAUCAGCCAUGGGAGGCUACUUACGGGUCGUGA
This is a messenger RNA of Diaporthe citri, 1290 nucleotides long. RefSeq lists its product as uncharacterized. The coding region runs from base 1 to 1290 and encodes 429 amino acids. Gene Ontology annotation, biological process: butyrate catabolic process; fatty acid beta-oxidation using acyl-CoA dehydrogenase. NCBI's taxonomy places the organism in Eukaryota, Fungi, Ascomycota, Sordariomycetes, Diaporthales, Diaporthaceae. The transcript is spliced from 2 exons. Gene Ontology annotation, molecular function: flavin adenine dinucleotide binding. The record is from RefSeq and is a predicted model, not a curated record.